This is a messenger RNA of Gongylonema pulchrum, 429 nucleotides long. NCBI's taxonomy places the organism in Eukaryota, Metazoa, Nematoda, Chromadorea, Rhabditida, Gongylonematidae. The record is from the annotation of a GenBank genome assembly.
AUGAUUGUUUUCGGUUUCGUACUUCUUCGGAAUUGUUCACUCUUCCCACAUUGCAGUGGUUUUUUGCCCUCGUUACAAUAUAUCGUCCUUUAUCGUGGAGCUUAUUAUGGCCUAUUUGAUUCGGCUAAGGCACGAUUCAAAUCCGAUGCGAGCAACGAUAUAAGUUUCACAUGCGCCUUUUUAAUUGGCCAGGUUGUAACAUUUACAGCAGCUCUAAUUUCAUACCCGUUGGAUACGGUUCGAAGACGUCUAAUGAUGCAAGCUGGUCGCCACGAUACACUGUACAGGGGAGUAUGGCACUGUACUACGAAAAUCUGGCACGAAGAAGGCUUCCGUGCAUACUUCAGUGGAAUGUGGGUGAAUACAAUACGUGGCACGGGCGCCGCUCUAAUCCUUGCAUUUUAUAAUGAAUUUUCGAAGUAUGUAUAG